UUCUAUUUUUCAAACAUGUUAGGAAAAAAAACCUCUGAAGGUUUGUUUUGGGUUUAUGCAUAUAAAUAUCUAUACUGUAUUCUGGAUAUACCAUAUUCCCAGAUUUAGCUGCCAAAACAAUCGACAGACUUAAAUUUGUAUCAACUCAACAAUAUGUGGGGUUAACUUACUGGUUAAAAGAACAUUAAGAGGUAAGAAAUGGCUUACAUUUCACUUUCCCAUUUGCUGCUAGAAGUCUAACACCCACUAACACUAUCAAUAUUUUGCAGAAUGCUUUUUUCUUUUGUUUCCCCUUUCCUCUUUUACUCUUUCAGCAAAGGAAUGGUAUCCAUUAAACCUCUAACAGAACACACCACAUACUGGGCACUACAGUGUUAAAAGUGCUGCUGGGGUUGUUGGAGUUAGUGGGCAGGUAUUACAAUUCACUGGAGCUGUAAUAGAGGGUAAUGUCACUUUAAGACAUGUGAUACUUUACAGAGGAGGGAUGUAUUGAAAGAGACUAUUGCUACUUAGAGUGCCGUAUAGCAGCCCUGCUCCUACAUUUUGCUGCCUUACUCUGCCCCGAAUGCACUGGAGUGGGGAUGGUCCGUCAUUAACUAUAAACUGAUUCUCAUCAGGAAACUGCACAUUAUCUCACCAUCACUUCAAAGGUCUCGUCAGGCAGAGGUGACGCCAAGAGAUGAUUUAAAGGUGAAAAUGACAAGGUUUCCAGCCCUCAAACCUUGGUUCCUUUUCUGACAAUACAGUCUGAACGAACCCAAUGUCUUCUUUACUGUGGAAAUAGCAUCGGAAGAGAAAAACAUAUAUUUUUUUUUAAUCCUGAUAAAGAAGAUUAUUGGGAAGCUCUUUCAAAAAAAAAAAAAAUCUCGAAUUGUGGCACAGAUGGAUUUUAGAAAGUGUUAGAGCUUUCCAAUGAACACUAAUAGAGUACUCUGCUCCUGGCUGGAUUUUUCAGAAUUUCAAAAAUGGAUUUAUGAUCUCCAGAGCAGUGAUUUUCCCCAUCCCACUUCGUGGCAUGACCUCUGCUGGGUCAUUCAUUCUAGCCAGCAAAGUAGCAAAGGGCCAUGACGUCUGAGAUGCCCCUUUCUCAUCAGUGGGACUGACGGAGCUGGGGGUAAUCCUUCCUGUCUAAUGUUCUCUUUAGAGAAUGGCAAUGGUCUCUGCAAUGUCCUGGGUCCUGUAUUUGUGGAUAAGUACUUGUGCAAUGCUGCUCUGCCAUGGAUCCCUUCAGCAUACUUUCCAGCAGCAUCACCUGCACAGACCAGAAGGAGGGACAUGUGAAGUGAUUGCCGCACACAGAUGUUGUAAUAAGAAUCGCAUUGAGGAGCGGUCACAAACAGUCAAGUGUUCCUGUCUACCUGGGAAAGUGGCUGGAACAACAAGAAACCGACCUUCCUGUGUUGAUGCCUCCAUAGUGAUUGGGAAAUGGUGGUGUGAGAUGGAGCCUUGUCUAGAAGGAGAAGAAUGCAAAACACUCCCUGAUAAUUCUGGAUGGAUGUGUGCUACAGGCAAUAAAAUUAAGACCACAAGAAUUCACCCAAGAACCUAACAGAAGCAUUUGUUAUAGUAACAAAGGAAAACCAACUCUGCGGAAAAUACAUUUUAAGAAUUUAAAACAUCUUAUACAUUAGAAGCCAAAUGGAUUUCUUAUUUGCACUUUGACUGAUUACCAGAUAAUCACAGUGCUUUUACUGUGUGUCACAAAGUAUCCUAUAGUGAGAAGACCCAGAGUUUGGGGCAACACCAUGGAAAGUAGGUUAAAAAAAAAAAAGGAUUUUCUCAAUGCAAAUUUUUGGGAUUAUGAAGAAUGAUCAACUAUCUUCUAAUUUGGAUCUAUAGUUACUUUAUACCAUUUGAAAUAUAUGUAUAUAUAUAAUAUUUUGAAAUAUUAUAUAUUCUCUUCAAAAAAUGAACAGUACCACAGUUUGAGGCGGCUGGUGUACCUCUUUGAGUUUAGGGAUGUUUUGUUUUGUUUUCUUGUCAUUUCUUUUUCUAUCAGCAAGGAAAACAUGUGCCCUUUUGAGAGGUCAACUUGGCACUCACACGGGAAGGCCAGCUACAGGUGGACUCCUGGAAUCUGAGGCGUCAUAACAAUAUGAAUCAAGAGCGUCCUUCUGUUUCUACCAGAUGGCUCAAGGAAGUACAUCAUCCUGUUUUAUUGCUUUCUACCCUGUGCAAUAUCCGCAUGCAAGCUUGGCUUACAUAACCAUCCUUUAUAUUCAAUUGAUCUAUAAUAACCAUUCUAACCUCUUCCAGGAAAAUAUUUUUAGAACUACUAGUUUUUCCACAGAUAAGAAAAAAAUGAGGAUUUUUGAGGGAGCCGCUCGAUGCUAUAGAGACUCUGGCAGAGUUAUGGUAGAAUAUGGAUCCCUGCAUUAAGUUUUGUAAAUACAAUGUCUUAAGGCUUUGUAUAGCUGUCCUAGACUGCAGAAAUGUCCUCUGAUUAAAUCCAAAGUCUGGCAUCAUUAAGUACAUAGUGCUGUAGCAACAAGUCUUUUCAUGGCACCUCUUUCUAUGUUUGAUUCGCUUUUUCUAAGACUAUUUCCGAUCUCUUCUGGUAAGAUGGGAAGACCAUUAAAGCAAUUAGGUUUCAGAAUGAUCUCUGUGACCAAAUGUUGGACAGCCCUAUUAAAGUGGUAAAUAACUUCUUUAUAAAUCUACUUGUCCUCUUUAUUUGCCAUUUGUUUUUCCUGAAUCAACUUUAGCCAGAUCCAGAGAACACCCACCUAGGAACACGCUGUCUGCCACAAUAUUUUGCAUGAGUCACUGCUACUAUUACAAGCAGUGUUUGCAAUUCUAAUAAUUUGAAAACUAGAAGUGCAUUACUAUAAGUUCAGUGUCUCCAGCCAGCAAGAUGAAAUGUCAACUCCUAUUAUCAGGCUUCUGUAGUGAUCACUUAGAUGAUAUACACUAGGCUCACCUUCCAAAAAAUAAAUGUGUCCAUCUUCUUUUUAUGAGCACUACUCAGCUGAUGCUUAUAAGAAGGAACUAUCUACUUAAAAGUGUUCUAGUUGACCUGGUAAAGUGUGAUAGUACUAAACAUUCCUGUUGUUUACCCUAUCAUAUUGCAAGUGUAUGUGAUUGUUCUCCAAAUAUUUUUCUCCAGAAUACAUGUUAUUAUGGGCUGUUAUUAGAUCAAGCAGCUCAGUGGGUCCCUUAGGAUGGAUUUUUUUAACUUAAACUUUCAGGUAAAUCCAGAAGCUCCUUCAUCUCUAUCAAUAUACCUUGAAGUCUGAUUGAAUGUAUAAACAUUCUCACAAAGUAGAUUUAUUCUGCAUCUGGAAUGCCUACAAAAGUAACCAAAAAUGGAAAUGGAAUCCUCAUUGCAAAAUCUGAGCUUCACAAAUACUUUUACAGAUAUUUGCCAAAAGGCCAGUAAAAUUCUUAUCAACAAACCAGAAUUCAUUAAAUAUUAUGGUCUUUAUCCAUGUAUCAAGUAAUACUUUAAAUAUUGAUUUUCAUCUGUAAAUUUGAGAAUAAAAAUUGAAAUCAUUUUUUUUUUCUUUUUUUGGCCUCCCUGUGGCAUAUGGUGUUGUCCAGGCCAGGGAUCAGAUCCAAGCUGCAGUUGUGACCUAUGAUGCAGUUAUGGCAAUGCAGGAUCCUUGUGGGCCAGGGAUCAAACCUGCAUCCUGGUGGCAGAGACACUGCUGAUCCCAUUGUGCCACAGCAGGAACUCCAAAAGUGAAAUAUUAAACCCAAAGUCUUAUCUAAAACCAUACAUCCUAAAAUGUAGAAGAAAAAAAUUUACAAUCAAAUAUAUUAGGAGGCAAAAUAGUAAUAUUUACUGAGGGAUUCUCAGAGCCUUUAAUAUAUCAAAAUAUCCUGUGUGUCUUCAAGAAAGACUAAAUCAGGGGAAGCCUAGUAAAAAACUUCCAGAAUCCAGGCAUGUUGGAUGGUUUCUUGAGUAAUAGAAAAUUCAUUGCCUGCCUAAUGGGAAGCUGCAAGAAAUUAUUUUUGGGAGUUUCCUGGUGGCCUAGCAGUUAAGGACUCAGCAUUGUCACUGCUGUGGCUUGGAUUAUUGCUUUGGCUUGGGGAUCCCUGGCUCAAGAACUUCCAUAUGCCACAGGAAUAGUCAAAAGAAAAAGGUAUUAUUUCUGUAUGAGGAUCUAUUCACUGCAUUGUCAUGCCUUGACUUUUUCAAGAGAAUCAGAAAUCUUGAUUUUUACAUUUAACAUCCUAACAUCCUUAAGAUUAACCAAAAUGAGAUUAUUUCCAUAAAAAAAAAAACCCUCUGCAAGCGCUAUUAUUGCCCAAGAUGUCCGGACUAUGUGGCCUUUUCUAUGAGAUGAGUGUUUUCCAGAAUACCCUUUGAAAAGUGUUGAUCCUGAAUAAAAAUCCAAUGACAAGAAAAAAGGAUAUUCUCUUUUCUAUGGCCUCAACAUAUAGGCUAUUCUUAUAAUUUACCAUAUGUGGGGCUUACAGAUUUUUCUUUUCUGCAAGCAAAGCCUGUAAGUCAAUGGAGGAGCUAGUCUAGAAAUCCAGGUCUGUUGGUUCAUUUCCUUUUGGUCACAUGAUGCAAUAGCUUUCCUGGAAAGACCCAAAAGAAGAGAGAAGAGGAAAAAAGCCCACAUGAGAAUCAAGCAGCCAUCCAAUAAAACUGUGCAAAUAUUUGUAAAUGUCAUCAAAUUCAGUUUCAAGUUAUCCGAGUCACUUAACACAAAUGUGUGAACCAUCAACUUGUGUUUAAAUUGAAUGUGCACCAGUUUAGGAAAUUUUCAGUAGCUACCAUCUGCCUAUUGAAUCUGAACAUUUAUGGUUUAAAAACUUGUAUUACGUAUUUCUAGUUAAUAAAGAGCUCAGUGUGGUAUGAC
Molecule: messenger RNA, 4811 nt
Organism: Sus scrofa (pig)
Lineage: Eukaryota; Metazoa; Chordata; Mammalia; Artiodactyla; Suidae
Gene: TAFA1
Product: TAFA chemokine like family member 1
Biological process (GO): regulation of neuroblast proliferation; neuroblast differentiation
Molecular function (GO): receptor ligand activity
Source: RefSeq, a predicted model, not a curated record